Dermacentor silvarum is the source of this 2046-nucleotide messenger RNA. RefSeq names its product mushroom body large-type Kenyon cell-specific protein 1. Bases 190 to 1404 code for a protein of 404 amino acids. The transcript has 7 exons. Gene Ontology annotation, molecular function: DNA binding. The record is from RefSeq and is a predicted model, not a curated record. NCBI's taxonomy places the organism in Eukaryota, Metazoa, Arthropoda, Arachnida, Ixodida, Ixodidae. Gene Ontology annotation, biological process: regulation of transcription by RNA polymerase II. Gene Ontology annotation, cellular component: nucleus.
CCGGCAGCGCUAACGUUGGUCAAAGCGCCCGCGCGGCGCAACCUUUCGACCGGUUGCUUUUCCGAAGGCAACGGACGUGACGCGUGGGGCAGUUCCGCCGUCGUGCUGCUCGACGUCGAGAUUCCCCCCCCUUUUUUUCUUCUUUUUUUCUGUUUUUCCAUGACGUCAGGGCAAGGGUGAACACGAAACAUGGCGGAGUGCCCCUUAGCCCGCUGUGCGCAAGAGCGACGCGCCUUUCGAAAGGAAUUUCAACGAUGGAGUCGGGAUAUGCUGUUUGUCAUCGGCUUGGAGCGCGUGGCCGAGGAAAUGAUGGGCUCCAAGCGGUGGAACCGGAUGACACAGCUCGAAAACGCCUUGGAGGAGCAGUUGCAGCUCGUCGACUGGGUGCCGGACCAAGUGUGCCACUUCUGCGACGCGCAGCGCUUGCCGGAGCCUCCCGGACCACCGAGCGACUAUACUAGCUUUAAGAGUUUGGACCUUGACGAACAGUCGACAGGUUCUGAUCAGGCUUCAGGGUCGCCUGAGCCACCGGUCAACAACGACGAGCAACCGCUGGACCUGAGCUUGCACCCCAGGGCCACCAAUGACGAGGAGGAGCGCACGCUCGGGCGCCCUGCCCGGCCAGAGGGGGCCAAGCGGUCGUACACAGAGGCCGAGCUUCAGGCAGCCCUGCGUGACAUCCAGAGUGGCAAACUGGGCACGCGUCGCGCUGCAGUCAUCUACGGCAUACCCCGCUCCACUCUGCGCAACAAGGUCUACAAGCUGGCCCUGGAGCGACGCAAUGGUGCAGCGGCAGCCACCACCACGAGCAGCAGCCCCCCCCCUGACUCAUUGCGCCAGCUGCUGUGUACCCCAGCCAAGCAGCCACUGGAGCACAGCCCAGCCCUGGGGCCCCUCUUUGCCCAGUUCCUGUCGAGCAUCCAGCAACUGGCGCUGCACCAGACGUCCGAGGAGGAGGAGCAGGUGCCCAAGGCACCUGCGCUGCCAGUUGUGUCGGACCUUAUCCGUCUGCUGGCACAAGAGCGGCUGGCAGAUGCGCGCCGUCCCGCCCCCACGGACGUCAUCCUCAAGGUGCCCUCGUACCGGCCAGCCGUGCCCCCCGCCACCCCUGCCGCUGCCGCCUCGAGCAGUUCGUCGGAGGCUGCCGCCGGACCCCCAACCGAGGAAAAGCGCACACGGCCCAAGCGGGGCCGCUACCGCAACUAUGACCGUGACCACCUCAUUCAGGCGGUGCUUGCUGUGCAGCGGGGUGAGAUGAGCGUACACCGUGCAGGCACCUACUUUGGUGUCCCACACUCUACGCUCGAAUACAAGGUCAAGGAGCGCCAUCUGCUGCGGCCCAAGAAGCGGCGCCAACCAGACGGUCUGCUUGAGGCGCUCAUCAAGUCCACGCUGGACAAGUGACCGGCGCCUGGCCGGAAAGCGUCCCUCAUGAUAAGCUAGUCUACUCUGUGAUGACCACGGUGAGAGAGAGAGUAUUUUAUAUUGGACUGCUGUUGGGCCGACUGUGAUGACGGCGCUUUCCGGAUCUCGUGCCUCGGGGCCCAAUUGUGGGUCCCUGCCAAGUGCCUGCCCGGUGUACUUAGAGAAAGACUAUUUUUCCACGCAGAGUAUUUUUCGCAUAAUUUGGGCUGGGCGGCCAGUGGACUUAACCGCACUGCCAUACAGCGCCCGGCGCCCAUUCCACACUUAGUGCAAAACCUUGUUGAGUUGGUCCCGCUGACCCUACACAGCGGUGACUAGGUCAUCUUUGUUGUCGCUUUUUUAUCAUAUGUUUUAUGUUUACUGUUUUGUUGAUUUGUCAGAGAUUUCAUCUUUUUUUCUAUUGAGGAUAUCUACAUGUCAAUGUAUUUUUGAGAUCCCUGAAGUGAGAGACUUAUGGCGGCGUUUUCCCUGUCUCUGUGGCAGACACCACUGUACAAAAAAGGAGUUAAGGCCAAAUGAUUUGCUGUUUGACUGGAUGAGCAUUCCACCUGUUAAUCCUUGAGUGAGCAAGUCUGUAUUAAGGAGACAACAAUGAUUAAACCACGUGAUUUUUUCCCCGUU